This is a messenger RNA of Fonsecaea multimorphosa CBS 102226, 1887 nucleotides long. RefSeq lists its product as uncharacterized. Gene Ontology annotation, molecular function: DNA-binding transcription factor activity, RNA polymerase II-specific; zinc ion binding. The transcript is spliced from 2 exons. Lineage: Eukaryota; Fungi; Ascomycota; Eurotiomycetes; Chaetothyriales; Herpotrichiellaceae. Bases 1 to 1887 code for a protein of 628 amino acids. Gene Ontology annotation, biological process: regulation of DNA-templated transcription. The record is from RefSeq and is a predicted model, not a curated record.
AUGCAGGUCUCUAGUCUGCUCUCAGCUGAGGAACACAAGACAUCGAAGACAAGGAUGCCUCCUGCCAAGUCCAUCUCCUUCGAGCUCCUCCUAGACGAGGGCUCCAAGACCAGGGCCAGGAUUCCACUGCGGGUUGUGCUCAAUACGCAUGACAGCACAGAGUCGAUCAUUACAACCGUCAAGAACUUCUAUGGCAUAUACGAUGGGAAUGGAGUGAGCUUCGAAGAUGCCUGGGGCAAUACUCUCAUUGCCUCAUAUGAAAAUCUCGCCCACAACUCUACCGUCUACGUGCGCAUUGUGCCAGCGCCGCAGGCAGCUUCGAAUGUGUACCCACAUGGUUUGCACACUGGCGAGAGUGCGUAUGAACCUAGACGCAGGCCCAGUUUGGGCGAGCCCUUUCAAAUGUUACCACCUCACAUGCGCGAGCAAUCCCACUCGCCUUCUAGGCCUGCGUCGAGAGUUGCGCGUAAGCGAAGCAUUUCUCCCACGCAAGGGCGAGGCCGUCGAAGUGCGUCGCAGCAGAAAGGGACAUCUUAUACGGCUGCCAGCCGAGGAUCAAGUGCCACUGGAAGCUAUCAUGACGAGAACGGAUAUAGCGACAGUGAGGCCGGGCGCAGCUCAAUCUCUGGAUCCAAGAAAGCUAGAAGCGAGCCUUUUGCUAGCUCUGACAUCAGUACUGCGAACGUCCUCCAAGAUGGUCGACGUGGGCAGCCCAUCUUUGACAGUUCGACCCUUCCUCUUUUUGUGCCUCCCCAGGUCCCGGUGACUGCAUCUCAGUCUUCCAUAUCACCUCAACGACGUUCGCUCCCCCAAGAAGGCCCUUCGCCCUUGCACCCUUCGGGACAGAAGAUCUAUGGACUACAAAUGGUCCCGGUCCUCUCUCCGCAGAGCUAUGGACCCAGUCCCAAUGGGUUCGCUGGUGGCGAUCGAGGAGCAGGCGCCGAUUUGGCAACACCUAUGCACCAGCAUGGUCACCGGCUCCGCGACAGAUCAUUCAUGCAGCAAACCCAUGUUGGGAGACAAGGGUAUAGUGGGAACGGGGUCCUGCCGACACCGGACCCCACGGUCGCAAGUUGCAUUUCAGAUGAAGACGUGGCCCGUACAUUGAUUGCCUUGGGCGACGCCUCCAAUUACUCUCAUGGUCGUACCUCGAAUUCGACCAUGGAUGAGACUUUCAGUGGUGUUGCCGAUGCGGCUUCCUCGACUGGUGCUACAAGUGAUAGCGAUGAAUACAGUGAUGCAGAAGGCGGCCUCCCAAAACACAGAAAGUAUCUUGACGAUGAGGACGAGGAGUAUGCUCAAAACAGCACCAAGGGUGAUCACGAGGAGCACGAAGGCCUGCCCAAAACCAAGAAGAUCAAGACCAAGAUGCACGACGGCCCGUCUAAUGGAUACCGGCCCAAGUCGUCUGGGUUAUUGAAACAUGGUAAAUCGUCCAAACCUAGGCCAAACAGUUUUCCAAAACCUGCCAAGCACUCGACACAGCCUGGCCUCAUGAAGGCGCCGUCCGCACCAGCCUCUGCCGGGCAGGUCAGGAAGUUGUCUGGUUCAAGCCUCAACUUCCAACACCAACUCGCUGCGGAUGAGGAAGAUCUGUCUUCCAAACCUCGAUGCCAGCGAUGUCGAAAGAGCAAGAAAGGUUGUGAUCGCCAGCGACCUUGCGGGCGCUGCAAGGAUGCCGGUAUUGGAAUUGAAGGGUGCAUCAGCGAAGACGAAGGCAACGGCCGCAAAGGGCGAUAUGGCAGGCACAUGGGGGUUCCGGUCAAGAAAAGUGCCGAGGACCUUCUCCCUGAACAGUCUGACUCGGUCAUGACUACGGCAGACAUUUCAGCUGACUCAACGCUGAUUCAUGGUAGCCCCGACAAGAACAAGAAGAGAAAGAGGUGA